UUUUGGUCUCUUCUCAAAGAGCUUCCCCUGUACAGCUAGUUCUCUGUAUCCGUCUCUCUCCCUCCAUCUAUAUAUAUAUAUAUUUAUAUAUGUGUGUGUAUAUAUAUAUAUGUAUAUCCACCCACACAAACCAAUGAAUGCAUUGGUGUCUGUGAUCUCUGGCUGUCAGCCUGAGGUUUCAAGUUAAACUGGAGAUUUUGCACUAGUGCUUUGAGUUUGACCUGGAACUGUUAGUUGUUGCAUUUUGUGAGCGGUUAGCUUAGAGAUAGAUGCCAACUGCAAGGCUAAGCACUGUUGGAUCUUCAGAUGCAAUGGAAUCAGUUGAGGGGAAUGAUACCCUUUACACAUUGAUUAGUCAAGCUACAGGGAAAGACCCUAUCGUCUCAGGGGACAAACCUAUACAGUGGAUACAGUUACUUCAUGCCUUAGAGCAGCCAGAUCUUCCAUAUUGGCCUAUAGUUACUCCUGUGAAGGUUCAGAUGCAUAAAUGUGAGAAAUGUUCUCGAGAAUUUUUUUCAUCAAUUAACUACCGAAGGCAUUUACGCCUGCACCGUCGAGCCUUAAAUUUUGACAAGGAGUCUCGCAAAUAUAGAGAUUUACUUGGAGCAUUUUGGAAUAAGCUUUCAUUGGAGGAGGUUAAGGAAGUUGCAUCAUUGAAUGACAUUUCACUAAAGGACAUUCCUGGGACCUUACUUGUCAAAACACUGACAGAGUCUCUCCAAACAUCAAGUGCCUGGAUGUGGAGUCUUCCAACUGUUUAUAUGAAAGCUGGCACUACCUUAAUGGAUAUUAUUGAAGCUAAACCUUCCAGGCUUCCAAUAUCAUCCCUGGAAUUAUUUAGUGUCCUUGAUGACGCUAGUGAGGGAACAUUUCUAUGUGCUGGGACAGCAGACUCGAUGCAAAAAUAUUUAUUCGAUGAUGAAGUUACAAAAGUUUGCCUCGAGCUGAGGAAUUUAGCUGCAUGCAUAUGCUUUGCUUUUGAACAGAAACUGGUAAAAGCAUGGAUUGCUGACAAAGAAGCCGAGGCAUUGAGAUGCCAGAAAUUGCUUGUGGAGGAGGAAGAAGCUGCUCAGAGAAGGCAAACUGAGUUAUUGGAAAAGAAAAGACAGAAAAAGCUAAGGCAGAAAGAACUGAAGGCAAAGGAUCAAAUGAGUGAGGGAAAAGCGAGCCUUGUUGGGAGUGCUGAUUCUUCAGAAAAUCCACUGGUGGCAGAAAUAUCCAGUCCUCCCACCCUGUUUGAUUCUGACUCCAAUACUCUUGAUGUAGCAGAGGAUGUCUCCGACCUAGAAAUGAUUCACUUAGAAAUGAAUGAUGAGGACAUUAAAGCAGUUGAAUUGGGUAUUGUUCAGAAUACCGAAACUAAGCAGAAAGAUGGCACUUCCAUGGAGACAGAGAAAGAUAAAAUGCAAAAUGAGCAGAGCUUUUGGUUCAUGUCUCAGAAUGAAGAAAGUCAAAAUGAGUGUGAAGUGAUGAUUGGGUCCAUAUCUGUGCCUGUGAAAAAUUGCCCUAUUCACACACGACGCACAAAAACACAUGAUCAUGCUGGCAACCCAGAGCCAAAAGGGCUGAAUGAAAAUCAAGAAUGUGAUCUCAGCCUUGGCAGCAAAACCAGUGUGCCAUCUGAUGAUUGGGUUCACGUGACCAGGCGUGGAAAGGGGCCAAAGGGCAGACAAGAUAACGAAGAGCGUGCUUCAGUGAAAGUUGGUGAUCAAAAUCUAUCCUGUGCAACCUCUGUGCAAUUAUAUGCUGAUGGGAAAAGUCCUUCUCAUCAGCUGCCAGACUGUAACACACAUGCAAAAGUCUUGCCAUUCUCCAGUGGUACUGCAAAAACUUUUCUGACAAAGAGAUGGAAUGAGGUCGUCUCAGGUGAUCAUGUGAAGUUGGUCAUUUCCGCUGUUCCUAAAUCUCCAGGAAGUCCCAGCACCCACAGCAACCUUCAAAAAUCUGCUCCUCCACCUUCAGCACCCAAGAAGCACAGCAUUGUUGGAGAGAAUCAAAGAAGAAGAUGAAAGUGAGAAAAACCUCGUUUUUUAGGUAAAGGAGAAGAAUGCUGCUGACGACUAGAGCUGGUUUGAAGCCUUUAAUCCAUUCAGCAGCGAGAGAAGAGGUUUUGUGCUGUGUAGACUUCUUCUAUUGGGAAAGUGAAGGUGUUAGGACAGAUAGCUUAUAUGUUUCUUCUUAGGAAUAGCAUAGAACUUGGCCUCUUUUAUAUGUUUGUUUUCUUAGUUGAAAUCUCAUCUUGGCUAGUUGGCUUUGGACAUCAAAUAUUUCAUGGAAUAGAUUGCUUUUUAGUUUUCUUAUUUAUUUAUUUUGUGGUCAUAUUAGAAGCAUUGUGGAUUUGUGAUAUCCCGUGGUUGCCCAAUAGCCAGAGAAUGAAGUGAAAUGAUUUUUUU
Molecule: messenger RNA, 2393 nt
Organism: Ipomoea nil (Japanese morning glory)
Lineage: Eukaryota; Viridiplantae; Streptophyta; Magnoliopsida; Solanales; Convolvulaceae
Exons: 11
Coding region: 270-2009 (579 amino acids)
Source: RefSeq, a predicted model, not a curated record